Penicillium atrosanguineum is the source of this 3378-nucleotide messenger RNA. RefSeq names its product GPI inositol-deacylase. Lineage: Eukaryota; Fungi; Ascomycota; Eurotiomycetes; Eurotiales; Aspergillaceae. Gene Ontology annotation, molecular function: phosphatidylinositol deacylase activity. Gene Ontology annotation, cellular component: endoplasmic reticulum. The coding region runs from base 1 to 3378 and encodes 1125 amino acids. The record is from RefSeq and is a predicted model, not a curated record. The transcript is spliced from 3 exons. Gene Ontology annotation, biological process: endoplasmic reticulum to Golgi vesicle-mediated transport; GPI anchor metabolic process.
AUGCACAGACGCUCAUCGGGCUCCCCUGUCGAGGACGACACUGAAGAUUCCCCAACCCGAUCUCCAGACGACCAUGGCCAAGCCAUCGAGCCGAACGAUAAAUCGCGGUCGCAAAUAGCUAGGCACGGGACCAGUUUCGAUCUUCGCCGCGAUAAAGGUUCCUCGAAUCCGCGCUCGCGGAAUUCCAGCCUCUGGCGCACCCCGUCGUCUCAACCGUCCAACGAUACCAAAACCAUGCCAUUGGGCUCGCCCCGGCUUCCCCUGGAAGCUCCCUCGCCCGAUGGCCGUCCCGCGCGCCAGUCCCGUCUGCGCAGUACUUGGUCAAUUUCUAUCCUCACGGCGUUCACCACAUUGGCUGCCGUCGCGUUUUUAUUAUCGACCAUGCGCUCUUUUGCUACGAGACAGGUUGGCGGAGAUGGAUGCGGCGUGCCGAUGAUGAGUCCGACUUUUAUCCGGAUGCUGGAAUUCGACACGGAGCAUACGCGCUUCGCGAGCAAGUACAAUCUCUUCGUUUAUCGAGAGGAGGGCGUGGAUCCGUACACACAGGAUAAUAUCGGGUUGAAUGGUGUACCGGUGCUUUUCCUUCCUGGCAACGCUGGUAGUUACCGACAAGUCCGAUCACUGGCCGCGGAGGCCUCCCGGCAUUAUUACGAUGUUGUUCGACACGACGAUGAACGCCAUGCGGCUGGAACGCGCAGCUUGGACUUUUUCAUGGUGGAUUUCAAUGAGGACAUGGCCGCGUUCCAUGGGCAGACGUUGUUGGAUCAAGCUGAAUACGUGAACGAAGCCAUCUCCUACAUCCUCUCCCUCUAUCACGACCCGCGACGAACUCGCCGAGAUCCUGGUUUACCGGAUCCCAGUGCGGUGAUCCUAAUCGGCCACUCCAUGGGUGGAAUUGUGGCCCGCACUGCCCUGACCAUGGCCAACUACCAGGCCAACUCGGUCAACACGAUCAUCACCAUGUCUGCCCCGCACGCGAAACCACCCGUGUCCUUCGACUCCGAUAUCGUUCACACGUACAAGCAAAUCAACGACUACUGGCGUGAGGCCUACUCACAAACGUGGGCCAACAACAACCCAUUGUGGCAUGUGACGUUGAUCUCAAUCGCCGGCGGUGCGCGCGACACUGUGGUUCCGUCCGAUUACACCAGUAUCACAUCGCUCGUGCCCGAGACGCAUGGAUUCACCGUGUUCACAUCAUCUAUUCCCGGUGUGUGGAUCGGCAUGGAUCAUCUCUCGAUCACCUGGUGUGAUCAAUUCCGGAAAGCGAUUAUCAAGUCCCUGUUCGAUAUUAUUGACGCCCGGCGUCCAACCCAGACGAAACCGAGAGCAGAGCGUAUGCGAUCACUCAAGCGGUGGUACUUGACUGGAUUGGAGGCAGUCGCUGAAAGGACGCUGGCGCAGAAAGAGCCAAACACUCUGUUGACUCUUGAAGACAACGCCAACACAAUUCUGGCUCAGGGCCAGCGGCUUAUCCUCCGUGAACUGGGCUUGCAGCAUGGUCCGGAUGUGCGGCUAUUGCCGAUUCCGCCUCAGGGUGUAUCGGGCAAGAAGUUCACGCUCAUAACAGACCAGACUCUGGAUAAACAGGGAAAUAUCGAAGUGUUGUUCUGCAGCGUGUUCCCGUUGAAUAACGGCCGAUCCGCCAUCUUCUCCAUGAACUUGGAUUUCUCUGGAGGUACCGUGGGUUCGACUCGCUUGGCUUGUAAAAGUGCGGCGGACGAUGUCAUUCAUCUUCCUGCUUCAAGCCCGUCAUCGAAGAAUGCAUGGGAGCGUGUGCCGCCAUUCUCCUACCUUCAGUAUGAUCUGGAGGGUCUUGCAGAGCACCAAUUUGUAGCUGUUGUGGACAAGGCCAAUGUGCCCACACCGGGCUUCUUGGUCGCGGAGUUCUCGGACAGCUCAGACUCGAUGAUUCGGGCCAAGGUUGGCCUGGGCAGUUUGCUGGGUGCAGGUCUCAAGAUGAGACUUCCUGCCAACAGGCCCAUGCUCACUGAAGUGCAGGUCCCAGCAUUGCACUCCAGUCUUCUUGACUACCGACUCAAGAUCAUUCGGCACCCGCAAAAGGAGGAGCUUUUCGCUCCGCUGCUUCGACAGUCCAUCCCUGACCCUCAUGAGUCAAAGUUCUUUGUGAAUGUCGACGAGGUCAAUGUCAACCUACACGGAAUUGCACCAUAUAUGCCAACGCCGAUGCGUGAGCAGGCCGCUAAGGGCGGUGUGUCGUUCCAGCUAUGGACUGAUCCUAGCUCUGGCUCGACGGUCGACAUCUCGCUGCAGAUUGAUGUUGCUAGCAGUCUGGGCGAGCUGGUGAUGAGAUACCGCACUGUCUUUGCGGCCUUCCCGCUGCUGGUUGUGGCUCUUGUGCUCCGCAAGCAGUUCCAGAUCUACGACGCGACUGGUUCGUUCAUCCCCUUCACCGAUGGUCUCGACCGCGCCUUGCGCUCCUCCCUCCCAUUGUUGUUGGUGGCCAUGUCGUUGUUAGCAUCUUCUCUCGCUACCUCCAAAGCCCUUCCUCAGUCCGAUGACCCCUUCCAUUGGCGAACUAAUUCGACUGAAACUCCUCUUGAUUUUACAAAGAACGACCUUCUUCUGGGAUCGCAAGAUGCAUUUUUCUGGUUCCUUAUUCCAAUCUUUGGACUUAUCAGCGUUGGCGUUUGCGUCUUGGUUAAUUAUGCCGCCCUUAUUCUCGUCAACAUCUUUUCCCUUAUUUACGGAGCCGUGAACAGCAAGUCGGGUUAUAUUCGACGCGAAGACCGAGGAAACCUCCCGAUCUUCAGCUCACCUACCCCUCGGCGACGCGUGAUUCACACGGUAGUCCUGCUUAUUCUUGUCUCGACAAUCAUUCCGUACCAGUUUGCCUACAUGGUUGCGUGUAUCGUGCAGCUGGCCACGACUGUGCGGUCGCAGUGGCAUGCGAAGGAGACCAGGUCCGCCCAGCACAUCAAUUUCAACAACUAUGCGCAUUCUAUCCUCAUUCUGAUGUUGUGGAUCUUGCCCAUAAAUGUGCUGGUGCUUCUGGUCUGGGCACACAACCUCGUGGUGCACUGGUUCAUGCCCUUCUCCUCUCACCACAACGUACUGUCUGUCAUGCCGUUCCUCCUCCUCGUCGAGACGAUGACUAGCGGUGCGAUGAUCCCGCGGAUCACGAACCCGUUCAAACACGUCACCUCCAUAAUCUUUUUCGCCAUCGCCAUAUACUCCGCCAUUUACGGCGUGACAUACGCCUACCUCCUCCACCACCUAGCCAACCUCCUCUCGGCUUGGUUCGUCGGCAUUUACUUAGUCGGAAACAAUUUCUCCCCUCGUCGUCUCUGGCGCAUCAUCGACGGCGACGAGCUUCCUUCCGAAUCAGGGAGCCGCCACGUCAAGAAGAAGCCAUGA